AUGUAAAGUCCAAGUUAAAUUUUUAAAGAAUAAAGUGCUCUCAGGUCCAAAAGUGAGUUAGUUUAAAGAAAGUAAAGCAAUGAAAAUAAUUUUGCCAUCAUAUAAUAUAAUAUCUAAAGCGAAAUUAGACUCAAGAAUAAACAUUCAAUAAAAGAUCAAAUAGAAUUUUUACAAUCAGAAAUUACAGCUUUAGAUUAAAUAACAGAUUAAUUAAGUGAGGAACAGAGAAAAUAUAGAAAGAGCAGAUUGAAAUUAAAAUUAAUGUAAGUUUUGAGACAAAGUGAGCAUGUUUCAACAUUAUCAAUAAAUCAUAUAGGUUAAAAAAUUGAAAAAGAGAAUAAAGAACUUAUGCUUUAUGUGUUAAAAGAAGCUUUAGCAAGAGAUUAAAACAGAGAAUUAUUUAUGACUGAUGGGAUACACUCUUGCGGAUUUGAUUCGAUAAUAGGAGCCUUUGGUUAAGAUUAAGAAUGUCUAAGAUUCAGAACAACUUAAGUAGAAUAUGAAUAAUUAAAAUCUGAUUGUAUGUUAAGGGAAGAAUAUUUAUUAAAUUUUCAGGAAAAAGUUUCAAAAAUUUUUAAGGUUAGUCCAUCGGAUGUUUAAAUUUUAGAUAUAACUGAAGGUAGCAGCAUAAUUUCAUUCAAAAUUUAGAGUAAAGCUGACUUAAUAAAUGAACCAGAGUCAAUGGAGUUUUUAGAAAAAACAUGUAAUGGAAAAGUUGAUAUUUAUAAUUAUUUUUUUGAAAGUAAACAUAACAAAUCACGCCAGAUAGGAUUAAGCAGUAAAGAUUUUGAUAGUAGGUAUAAUAUGGUUUGGGAUGGUCUUCGAGAAUGUCAAUAGAGAGGACCUCUAAAUUAACGUUAUGAUUAUUAUUUUCCUAAAGGGUGCUAUGGUUUUGGUUUAGAUAUUACCAAAUAUGGAAUUGAUUAAAAUUGGAUUUAAAUGGAUGGUAACAAAGAUGAAUGGAGAAUAUUGUUCCACGGAACAAAGAAUGAGAAUGUAAAUGAUAUCAUAGUGUCUUCUUUAAAAGAAGGAUGGAGGAGUUUAUAUGAAGACGACCUAUGUAAAGAUGAAUUUGGAAAUAAUGUUCCUGUUGGAAAAGGAAUAUACUUCUCUGAUAAGUUCACUGUUUGUGUUGAUAAAGGUUAUGCUAAACCUAUUCAAGUAAACAAUAAGUCUUUCUCUGCCAUCUUUAUGACAAGAGUUAAUCCGAAAAAAAUCAGAUAAUCUGAUCGCAUGAAAUAAGAGCGCUAUUUUUUAGUAAAUAGAAGUGCAGAUGUUAGAUAAUAUAGAGUCCUAAUAUAUGAGAAUAAGUGA
Messenger RNA from Paramecium tetraurelia, 1314 nucleotides. RefSeq lists its product as uncharacterized. The record is from RefSeq and is a predicted model, not a curated record. Lineage: Eukaryota; Ciliophora; Oligohymenophorea; Peniculida; Parameciidae. The transcript has a single exon.